CAUCCACUCUCACAUUCAGUUGCUUAGAUUCCCUUCUCCCCCUUUUCAUCAGCUCCAUGGAUUCUCAAUUCUAUAAUGACUACUCACUCCCUUCUGAAUUUUCUGGUUACCCAACUCCGGCUGUGGUGACUGGUUGCGGUCCAGUUAUGAGGGGAGCAAUGUGGAGUACAAGUAGUAGUGAAGAAAACCUGGUACCAAUAUUCUGUGACAACAAUGGUGCAGCUAGUUUUGAUACCGUGUCACCGGAGUCCGACAUAUCUUCGUGUGCCAUGGGGGCGGCAGUAACGUUCCCGGAGCUACUUGGGUUCCCAGAAGACGCUGUGGCGCCUGUUUCUUUUUCGGAGUAUAAUCAUCUGGGGUUAAAUGGAAUUGCAGGGGUUACUCGGAGUUUUGGUGGUGGAGAUUCUUAUCUCCAACUGUACAAUAAAGGUAAUAUCAUUGGUGAUCAGUUUGGGGAUCAGGAAUGUUGUACUGGAUUCAUGCCUGCUAAUUCUAAGCCUCUUGGUCUUGCAGUUCAAGAAAAUUGGGGAUUGAAUCAAGGGAACCAGGUGCCUACAAUGGAAGAUCAAUCGACAAAUAUGAAGGUGGGACGGUAUUCAGAAGAAGAGAGGAAAGAAAGGAUUGAGAGGUAUAUAAAGAAAAGAAACCAACGGAACUUCAACAAAACCAUUAAGUAUGCUUGUCGCAAAACCCUAGCAGAUAGAAGAGUCCGAGUUCGUGGGAGAUUUGCAAGGAAUAGCAGUAAUGAACAGCUAAUUAUUAAUGAAGAUUCAACUCAUCAAGAAAUGGCACCAAAAAAGAUUGACAGCGAUUGCAAUAAUCAUGCUUACAAUGACAGAUCUGAACAAUUGUAUUGUAGCGGCGGUGCUGUCCAGAUCAAAUAUGACGAGGAGGACUGGCUGCAAGAAGCUAUGGCAAGUCUAGUGUACUAAUUACCUUAUGUCACUGCCGCUUGAGAUUUGAUACAAAUGUAUAGUGCAGCUAGCUUUAAAUAGUAAUUAACUAUGUCUAUCUAAUGGGUUAAAUGAGGAGAUUGAUGUUUGAAGAGGGCAUUGUCCUUGUAGAUGCUAAGUUUCUAGCUAUAGCAAUGAUCUAGUUAACGAGCUAGUUACUUAGCGUUUGUUAUUGAAAAAUAUGAAU
This is a messenger RNA of Argentina anserina (silverweed cinquefoil), 1140 nucleotides long. RefSeq lists its product as uncharacterized. The transcript is spliced from 4 exons. Lineage: Eukaryota; Viridiplantae; Streptophyta; Magnoliopsida; Rosales; Rosaceae. Gene Ontology annotation, cellular component: nucleus. The coding region runs from base 57 to 932 and encodes 291 amino acids. Gene Ontology annotation, molecular function: DNA-binding transcription factor activity; protein binding. The record is from RefSeq and is a predicted model, not a curated record. Gene Ontology annotation, biological process: regulation of flower development.